Drosophila willistoni is the source of this 521-nucleotide messenger RNA. RefSeq names its product proteasome maturation protein (gene Pomp). Gene Ontology annotation, biological process: proteasome assembly. The transcript has 3 exons. The coding region runs from base 29 to 433 and encodes 134 amino acids. Lineage: Eukaryota; Metazoa; Arthropoda; Insecta; Diptera; Drosophilidae. The record is from RefSeq and is a predicted model, not a curated record. Gene Ontology annotation, cellular component: nucleus; cytoplasm.
CCAAAAUUUACACAUUUAACUUUAAAAAAUGAAUCUGCAAUCACUCAAAGUUCAACCGACAGACGUUGCCGUACUGAAUGCUUCCGGGCGGGCUCCUCUGCCCACAGAGGCCAAUUGUUUUAACCAAUUGGCCCAUGUGCAUCGUUUACGCGAUUCAGAAUUGAACUACAACGAUCAUCAGUACAAUCUAAACAUGCAAAUCCUGCGCAAUCGCGAGGGUCUUCAUGCGCCGCUUAGAAUGGGCAUGGAUAGGUUUGCGGCACGUCAAGUUGGACGUCUGCCCUUCCUGCAAUCCAGCUAUCUCAUGGACGAUGUUCUGACUGGACGCUGUGACACCAUUGGCUUUGAGGACUUCUUGAACUUGCCCGAAAACAAUGAGCAUAUGCGUCAACCUCACGCCGUAGUUGAGAAAUCGCUGGGCAUUUACCAUUAAAAUUAACCAUUAAAAAUAGAAAUUUCGAUUUUCCAAUCAGCCUUGUAACUUGAAUAUAAUAAAAGAUUUGUGGCUUGAAAAAAGAAAA